AAAUAAGAAAAGAAGAUAAAAUGGAUAAAAAAAAGCCAAAUUCCAAAACGGUUAAAAAACCAGCUAAACCGGGCAAAGCUACCAACGAUACCAAUCGUAUGCAGCUGAUCUCCGAGGAGGAAUGGAAAACGCGCGAGCUUCGUCACCAGCAACGGCUCCAGGAUAUCAGAAUAUGCCUGGGCUUCAUAGCUGAGUCCAUAUCGGACUAUAAGGAGCUGCUGGUGGAGCAGAGCCAUGCGACACAUUGGAAUCGUUAUAUGGACUGCGAUGGCCUGCCCCGGGUGCAGUAUCCGCCGGAGAUACGCUGCAUGAUUGCCGAGAUGCGGCACUUUGAGACCAAGGAUGUUGAGUCUGUGGUCAAUUGGGCUCUGUCCGUCGACGAGAAAAGCGUCCUCAGUCAGGACAUAUUCCGCACCGAUCUGACGCGCAAAACGCUCGAACAGAACCUUCGUCCCAACAUUGGUCAGAUUUACGAUAACUAUGUGCAGCGCAUUCUCACAACUCUCGAUCGCAUCGAGCUGUUGCUGGCCAGCGACUAUGACAUGGACGAUCUGCCCGCUGAUCGGGCCAUGGAAAUAACAUCACUGCGUAGUGAACUGAACGAGGAAAUCGACGUGAUCUUCGACAAACUGACCUAUCGCAUCGUCUGUGCGCCGAGCUCCUACCGAACCGCAUUUGAUGGGGUAACGGAAACCUAUUGCUACGAGAGCGCCAAUUACAACUUUCAACUGUGGUGGCUGAGCGAUGUGCCGAUUCGCUUCCAGUAUUUGGAGCUACCCCUAAUGCUGGCCGAUCUAAACUGUGUGGGCAUCAAAAUACAAAUACCGAUUAGUGUGCUUGGCGACAAUCUGACCCUGCGCUGCAUACACACCUUCUUCGAUCCUUACUCGGAGGGCGCCAAGAGCUAUGAACAGGUGAUCGAUAGGCCGACAGAUAAUUUUAACGGUGGCAUGAUGGACAUUGAGGAUUGCCUGAUCAACGAGUGGCUGAUGCAGGUGAAUAUUAUGGAAAACAUUAUAACCCAAGUGGAAACGAAGCUAAUCGAGUAUGAGGAGUAUCAGAGAGAUAUGGAGAUAAAGGCAGCCGCAUCCAAGACGAAAGAAACUGAUAAAACUAAAAACAUAAACAAGAAGUCGUCUAAUCGACCAUCGCCUAAAAUGAAGGCAUUAAAGGAGCCGGAACAACUUCCGCAGGGCAUGUUUCCCGAUCCGCAUAACGCAUUUCUGGAGCAGGAACAGCGCGAAUUCGAGGAGUUUCUCGACGAGUUCCUAAAUCCAGCGAACAUGCACCUGAAGCCAUACGAGGUCAAUUUGCGACGUUACAGUAUACUGGGUGGACUCUAUUCGCUGAUCUUUGUGCAGAAGCCCAAGCACACGGACUUUCAAAAGUUCAAUGUAACCCUGCAUGAAGAUGGACGCAUUCUGCGUACCUUGGAGGAGGUCCGUGCGGAUGUGGGAGAGGAUGGUGAGGAGGGCAAUUAUAUGACAGGGUCGCGUACCCAUUCCGUGCGGUACACCUCAACAUCGUCGCAUAAAAUUCGUCUGAACUUUGCCCAGGCCCUGGAGGAUCCCGAACUUGGGCAAUUUCAGCUGAAAGCGGACGAGAUACCCUAUUUCUGUAUGACCUUUAAGCUGCCAGAGCAUUUGUGCAGAUUUGGCGAGCCGCUUGCCUGCCAGUUCAUCGAAGAGGAGAUCGAGGAGGAUGAGACGGAGCACCUGAUAACAGUUGACCUUGAAGAGCAUCGAAUUAAGAGAAAGAAAUCGAUAAAAAAAAAUAGCCCUAGAAUCCCGAUUGGGAAGGCAGCAGCUGCUGAGGGCAAGGAGAAAGGCAGGAAUAUAAGUAGGAAGACUGUUAGAAGAUCAGUGGAUCUCAUAAAUAUUUUGUCGAGACCCAGGCAGUCGAACAUUAUACCAAGGAACCCAAACCCAAAGAAUAUAUAUCGUCGCUCUAUCCUUAGCAUGCUACGUCUGAGCUCCCUGCGGUCCUCAAUGCUGCCCGGCGUACAUUUUCGAAACUUUCCGGUAACAGGCAGGCCGCUAACCAAUAUGCAAGCACGCGAUCUGCAGCGGCAUUGCCUGCCUCGGAUUUUGUCCUCCUUCAAGUUUCCCACGGAGUUUCGAUCGGAUCGAACCGAAGAACUGGCCGAAAGAGCAGCUGCGCGCGGCUGCAUUCUAAUACGGCGACACGUUACGGACACAACAAAGCACGACGAAGAAGAGAAGCCGGAGUACUUUAAUUUUGAGAAGCAGGAAGCACCCGAAAGACUUUACCCCGUUUUUGACUGGCGCGAGCGAUUGAUGCUUGAAGAAUCCUCUUCGAGUGAGUCGUCGUCAGAACUUGAAGGCGGGAUCAAAAUCAAGUUUGUCAAAGUCGAUCAAAUAAGCGAUGUUGUUAAAGCGGAUGACCCCGAGAAGCUAACCAUCUAUGGCGUCAUCAACACUCUACAGGAUAUCCAAGAUAAGUACAAGAAACAACCAAAGAAACUCAUGGAGCAGCCCAAUUUUAACGUAAAAGGCCUUCCUCAAGCCCGGCGCCAGGAAAUUGAAAUGCCUGAGACCGUGCAAACUGGUCGCACCAAAUCCACAGUUCACGUCUCCAUGGUCGGUAGUAGCAAAAUAAUUACACCGUCAAAGUCCGCACGCCAAUCUCACGGCCGAACCUCCGCCAUGGCUCCGGAUAUCGAUAGCGAGACAGUCAGCAUAAACUCAGGCAUCGUUGCCUUCCGUCCGAACAUGAGAAAAUCGAAUAUCGAAUCAUAUGACUACGAUAAGGAAUCGCUAAAGGAGCUACCCAAAGUUAAGCACUGGACAACCAAGUAUAUAAAUCGCACCGUAUUCGAGCCAGAGAAUUUUACGAUCAAGAUCCAGACAGAUCGAUUGGGCAUUUUUGGUUUUGCCUACAAGCGCUACGAGCAGUUUCCCUUUCGCGAUUGGACCUUGCAGUAUAACGAAGAGGACAACAACGAGAUCAUCUUUAAAUUGGACACAUUCCAUGUACGCGUGUAUCUGUAUAUAACUAAUGUCGGCAUACGGGGCUAUGUGACGAAACUAACCACCGAGUAUACGGCUAGGCCAGUCAAGUAUUUGGAAAUCACGGAACCCAUAUCCGACUAUCGGGAGCUACGCAGGCGCUUCUGCGAGAAGAACAUCAAUAUAUUUGCGGAGCACGAUGCCUGCUAUUAUAUUGAGAAUGGUUACUUCUCGGAGAAGCAUCUGGCGACCGAGUUGCAUGUCUACGAUGCAUUUGCCAUCCACUGCAAGCUGAUAAAGUUCUAUCGCUGCGAUUGGAAUCGUUUGGCCACACGGCGCAAUAUUGUGCUCUGUCUGCGGAAUCCGAAGGACUUAAAUGAAGGUGCGGAUGUCACCGUGCGGGUAACGCCAGAUAAUUCAACAUUUGUGGAAGUCUCUGAACCGUGCUCGGAUAAUUUGGAUACAAUCAAGCUCGACUAUCAGCUCACCUGGCGCAACAUUGGCGUCUACUCGGAUGUGCAUCAGCUGAUUAACUCAAUGUAUCCCCAGGCAACAGAUGUGCGAAAUCGUGAUCCCAAAUUGAUCUACUACAUACGCACACUAUUCACCGAGGUCCGACCCUUAAGUUUCUCCUAGGGGACGACCAGCUCAGAUUGAAGCUCAGAUGAUGCUCAGAUCCUGCCAUGUACAUUCGAUAAAAAUGCAUUCGCUUCUCCAAUUGACAUCAAUUAAAACCAAUUUGAAGAAAAA
Molecule: messenger RNA, 3719 nt
Organism: Drosophila montana
Lineage: Eukaryota; Metazoa; Arthropoda; Insecta; Diptera; Drosophilidae
Exons: 10
Coding region: 21-3605 (1194 amino acids)
Molecular function (GO): microtubule binding; beta-tubulin binding
Source: RefSeq, a predicted model, not a curated record